Messenger RNA from Scylla paramamosain (green mud crab), 6956 nucleotides. It is a transcript of the gene pico, whose product is annotated as abnormal cell migration protein 10-like. Lineage: Eukaryota; Metazoa; Arthropoda; Malacostraca; Decapoda; Portunidae. The transcript is spliced from 11 exons. The coding region runs from base 1070 to 4705 and encodes 1211 amino acids. The record is from RefSeq and is a predicted model, not a curated record. Gene Ontology annotation, biological process: signal transduction.
GGAGGCGGAGGGAAUGGUCGUAGUUAGUAGUAGUAGGUUUAGCUCCACGCUGGCAGGCAGGUUAGCCCACUGUACCCUCACGAAGCCUCGUCAUAUCCCAGAUACCUCAAAGUAACGCUCGGGGUAACAGAAAAGUGAAGUGUAGCAGGCGUGGAGGUGAAAGAAGGAAGGAAGGAGUGUGAUGAGCGUGUGUACGUGACUCCAUUUCACAAGCACUCACUGCCAGCUACCGUGACCAGACCACAGUGUCCAUUACAAGUACCGUUACGCGCCUGGCUGGACUCUACAUACACAUACGCGCACUUACACACACUUACACUCCUCUCCUCAGGCUGUUUGAGAGGUGGAGGGAAGUGGAGGUGUAGUGACCGAGUGCCUGUUGCUACCCGGGUGGAGGAGUGGAGGAGGGUGGCUUACUUAAUGAGAUUACAGCCCUGUCCUCCGCUCUCCCUCUCCCGGAUUUUCCUCCUCCUUCAUCUCCCGUGUUCCUGUUUGUAUUGUAAUAGGCAAGUGAUACCUCGUAAUGAAAAGAAAGUGGUGAACUGUAAGGAAAACGUAUGAAGACUGCUUGAAACUGUCAGGAAUUAGAAACCAAAGCUUGAAAAGAAUAAUAAUAAACAGACCAGAUCAAAAACUUUGCUUGAAACGUGAAUGGAAUAUUGAUUAUAAGAAACCAAAAAUAAGGAAGGUAAUUAAAAGAAACCAUCUGAAAAUUGCUUGAAACUGGAAAAGUCUCUAAUUAGAAACCAAAAUACUCUAGAAACCAAUACAACGAAAGGCACCUUAUUUACGAUUAAUUCAUUUAUUUCACAUUCUAGCAUCGUGUUGUAUUAACCAAACCCUCAACAGAAAACAAAAACUGAACCGUAAGGGUAACUAGAAACUCCUCCAAAGACGAAACAAAAAUGACCUCAUUCAAAGCACCAUACCCACACAACCCCGCGACGCAGCCAAGUGUGAGUGAGUGACUGGCUGCAGCAUUAGUGUGGCCUUAUAUUCCAGCGGUGUAAUUGGAGAGGGGGAGCGUGUGUUGGGUGGAUAACAAGUGGGUGGUGGUGACGCAAGAGCCAUGGCCAUCAGCAGGGGCGAGGGGGGCGGGGCGGUGGACACGGCGGCUAUCGAUGCUGUGCUGGCUGAGAUCGAUGCCUUUACUGCUGACUUCGACCCGGAACCUCCCGCCGCUGCUUCGCAAUAUGGCCUGGAGCAAGUGGGCAGCAAUGUGGGUGUGGUGUCGGGUGUGCAGCGCCGCGAGAAGCCACACCCACCCAGAAUUGACGCCCACCGCUUCUCUCGGGCAAAUCUGGAAGAUUCAGGGGACGUGGAGUUGGACACAAUACUUGGGGAGCUGUGUGCCUUGGAGACCCAGUUCGAGUUUGAGAUAUCCUCUAAGGGCAGCCAGACCCCUGCAGCCCCAGGCCUCCCCCCCAGGACCCCCGCGUCUGGCUCCAGUAUAGCAGACAAGAUGCAGCCCAAACAGCAGCAGCCACAGCAGAUGCAGCCACCACAGCUUCACGGGGAGGCACCACAGCAGCAGCAGCAGCAGCCACAGCGACAGACACACUCCCGCAGCAACUCGGGGAACAGUAGCAGACCUAAACUGGAGCCUCUUAAUAUGGAGAUUGAUGUGUCUGCCACCACUAUGGGCCGCACAGACAGCCCAGACAAUGAUUCAGCAUUCAGCGACAAUGUUUCCAUGCUGUCGUCAGAGAGUUCGGCCUCCAGUGGCGCGUCUGGCGGCUCUCGACCUGAUGCCAAUAAGCAUUUGUCUCAGACCCUUUUCCUGACGUUGCCACAGCUGGCCGAUCUGCUCAAGGACUGUGGCUUGGACAAGGUGGAGCAGGCGGCCAAGCUGAAGGCAGAGAAGAUCAAGAUGGCCCUGGAGAAAAUCAAGGAGGCCAAUGUGAAAAAGCUGUUCAUCAAGGCGUUCACCUCGGAUGGCUCCACCAAGUCCUUGCUGGUGGAUGAGAAGAUGACGGUGGUGCAUGUGACGCGACUUCUAGCUGACAAGAACCAUGUCAGGAUGGAUCCCAAGUGGGCCAUCGUGGAGCACAUCCCCGACCUCUAUAUGGAGCGCAUUUACGAGGACGACGAGAUGCUAGUGGAGAACCUGCUGCUGUGGACGAGGGACAGCAAGAACAAGCUGCUGUUCUCAGAGCGACCCGACAAGUACGACCUCUUCCUGCGGCCAGAACACUACAUCCUCAUCGGCUCAUCCUCAGAGAAGAACUCGGACCUGGACGACGAGGGGAGAAACACUCUGGUGGAGUCUCCACAACACCACACAUUCCACCCAUCACUCACUCCACCUUUGCUCCGCCACCAGGAAUUCUUCUCCAGCACGGGGGUGGGGGUGCCAGAGGUGGAGGGGCAUCUGUUCCUCAAGUCGGAAGGGAAGAAGGUGUGGAAGAAGUACUACUUUGUGUUGAGAGCGUCUGGCCUCUACUACUGCCCCAAGGGGAAGUCCUCGCGUUCCUCCAAGGACCUUGUCUGUCUCACCACUUUGGAAGUGAACCAGGUGUACUAUGGCGUAGGGUGGAAGAAGAAGUACAAGGCGCCAACAGACUGGUGCUUUGCCAUCAAGCACCCCCACCUGCAGGCCAAGAGCAGCAAGUACAUCAAGUACCUUUGCUCCGAGGACCCCGAGACUCUAUCCCAGUGGGUCAUGGGCAUCAGGAUUGCUAAGAGUGGGCGGCGGCUGCUGGAGAACUACCGGGCGCUGGUGGAGGACUUGGCACAAGAGGACAUUGACAUGCUGGCCUCCUCCCGCUCCUUCAGCAUUGCGUCCAUGGCUGGCGGGGGCGGGGGUGGAGGUGGGCCGGGUGGAGGGGGCGGGGGCGGGUCGCAUGGCACCUCGCAGGCCACCACGCCUUCCUCCGAGUCCCGCUCCCUGGACUCCUGCCUGGCUCCCAGUCUUGCAGAUGGCGACGACGACGCAUCCUCCUCGGCUGGCUCCUCCUCGCAGGACACACCGGUAAACACGCUGGGUAGGCGGACAGAUGGCCCCCACAGCGGCUCCUCCAGCAGCUCCAGCGGGUGUCUGAGUGAGCGGUCCUGGGCGGGCACACCAACAGGAGAGCAAGGGUUUGAGGCGGAGUUCCCGCCGCAGGGCACCAUCAAGCGCAAGCCAUCUAAUAACCCCAAGCUUCCCCUGACCUCCACCACACGCCUGCUGGUCAAGGAGGUGGAGGGGGAGGAGGUGGGGGAGGCGCGAGGCUCGGCCGUCAGGCAGAGUGUGCGCCGCUCCCUGUCCGAGGAGGUGAGCACACUGAGACGCCGAGCCUCGCAGGGCAGAACUGCCUCCACCACCUCUGUCACCACCAGGGAUGAUGAUGUAGACUCCCUCCCCCUGCCCCCUCCACCCCCUGAGCUGACGGAGUGUGCUGUUGAAACCCUCCCCCCUCCCCCCCCUGAGCUUCUGGCCUCCACCCUGAGUCUGAACUCCCUCCCGCCCCCUCCUGAUGAGGCCUCCCUCCCCCCAAUCAACCCUAGUGACCUCAUGAUGGCCAGCAUGACCUCCCUGCCCCCACCACCCCCACCCAGUCCACCCAAACCAUCUAGUCCACCUAAGGCCACUUCUCCACCCCCACCACCCCCACAUGCCAGCCUCCCACCUCAUCCCGGAGCACCACACCCUCCACCCCAUGGCCUCCCCCUGCCCCCCCCCAAGCCCAAGGGUGUGGGGUCCCCUGUGUACCAGGCCGUCAGCCCCCCCAGCGUGGCCCCCAAGCCCCGGCGGGACUCAGGGGACUCCCCGGCCUAUGCCUCCCCCCCCUUCCUGGCUGAGCUCCGUGCCCACACCGCCUCCACCCACACCCCUGCCCCUGCCUCCCCCCCUCACCCUCCACCCCACGCUGCCACUCUUAACGGGGGCUGGCAUCCUGACUCCCCCCUCCCACCACCCCCACCCACGCCCCCACCCCACCAGACACCUCCACAGAAGACCCCACACCCACAACACCCACCACACCAGCCCAUCUAUGCCCACAGUCCACCACACCCUCCACAGCACCCACCGCCACCACCACACCAAACACCGCCACCACCACAUCCCCCACCCCCGCCCCACCAGACACCCUAUCCCCCUCCCCCACCACACCAGACCCCACCACACCCCCCACCCCACCAGCCAGUGUACGCACAGCCACAGAAGAGUCCGCAGAAGAAGGUGAAGCGCAUCACCUUCCUCGACGACGUGCAGAACAUCCCCCCCGCCCCAGAGUCCCCCACGGGGCGGCCCCCUCUGCCCCGCCGGUCUGACUCCACCCGGCUCAGCAACCCUGGGCGCCUGGACAGCCCCGGGAACAAGGUGACCCCGCCCCGCUCCUUCCUCAACAACCUGCAGCGAGUGAUGCAGAAGAAGUGGCAGGUGGCUCAGAAGUGCAAGGACUUUGACAAGAUGCCCCACGAGGUGCUGGGCUUCCGGGACCCCAUCCUGCCGUCCGAGGCGGAGCGCAACGUGGGGGCGUGGAUACAGGAGCACUAUGGUAGCCUGUACGAAAACCUCUCCCCCCACGGGCUGCACCCAGGGGCUGCCCAGGGAGAAGAGCGGGCUGGCCGGGGGCACAGCCACACCUUGCAGCCCUCCCCGCCACCCCACAGCACAGAGGACCCCACCCGGGCAGCCCAAACCAUGCCCGGGAGGAAGCGGCCGCCCCCGCCCCCGCCCAAACGCUCCGAUUCCACCCACCUCAGCUCCCGGCAAUGACAACCCAGCCCCUAGCCCCCUUGUUAGUACCCAAGGCACGGUGCCUGGCCCUCAGCCCUGCCCUGCCCUCCCCCCAUGCCGCCCUGCCUAAUCCCACCCUGCCUUCCCCCCACCCUGCCUGCAGUCUGACUGGGGCCAGCUGCUGUUGCUGCCUCCAUGGCUUGAAAAGUCAGUCAGUCAGUCAGUCAGUCAGCCGGUUGCUUUCGUAUUUCCAUUUGAAUAUGAAUUUAUAUUUCUUAAUGUUCUUAUCGAUGUCCGAGAAGUUGAUGGUAGCAUUAAGGAGCGGUUGAGUUGUGGUGGCAGUGGGAUGGUCCUUCCAAUGGUGCUACUGUGGCGGGGAUGCAGCAAUGGCAGCGGCGGCGGCUGCACCAGCCCAGCCGCCCCUUGCUGUGUUGUGAGCCGCGGUGUGGUGGUGGGUGGUGGGUGAGCCAGACGCCUCACAGACACGGCCGGCCUUGGUGGCAGUGUGUGGCAGUGCACCAGGCCUGGCAGAGAGGGAGUGGUGGUGACGGUCACACAGACUGGUGACAAGUUGAGAUGAACCUAAACAUUUAAAACUGUAAACAAAACACAGUGGAAAUAAGAUAAACAAAAGAUAUAAAGAAACCCAGAAACCUAAAAUAUGAAAAACAAAUAAACAAACUGAAACGUAUUACAGUUAAGAUAUAGAUGAAAUGAAAUAUGGAGAAUAAAAAUUAUACCCAGAAACAUAAAGUGUGGAAAAACUAAUAAACAAACCAAAUCAUAUAAAAAUUUCAGUUAUAGAUGAAACAAAAUAUGGAGAAAAAAAGAUAAGAAGAAAACAAACAUCAGAAUAUAUAUAUAUAUAUAUAUAUAUAUAUAUAUAUAUAUAUAUAUAUAUAUAUAUAUAUAUAUAUAUAUAUAUAUAUAUAUAUAUAUAUAUAUAUAUAUAUAUGAGAAAGUAUAUUAGAAGUGCAACUUGGAAAUUUAAUACGAAAAAAAACAAUGCUUAAAAAUUUUAAAUAUAUGAAACAAAACACGGAGAGAAAAAAAGAUUGCAAAAAAAAAUAAACAAAACACGGAGAGAGAGAGAGAGAUGGAGAAAAAAAUAGGAAAAAAACACCCUGAAGUCUUAAAAAAAGUGUAUAUUGUAAAUGGAAUCAGUUUUUUAGUAUGUUUUUGUAAAGUGGCGUGUGAAUCUCCCUGGUCUUGUGUGACAGACAGUAAGGAGGGAGAGUGCUCGAAAGUUUUUUACAAUUUUUACCAUACCAAUUAUUUUCUAUUGUCUAAUGUGUUGGAUGAUGUGCAUAUACUACUACUACUACUACUACUACUACUACUACUACUACAUGACAUACAUACAUUGUUAUAUUAUCAUUGCUAGAGUAUUUUCUGGCUUUUUCUUUUCUUCUUCUCUGUCUGUCUGUCUGUCUGUCUGUUCAUUCAUAUUUUUUUUUUCUGCCUGUUUCUCUUCCUUUAUUUUUUUCAGUUAUGUUUUCAUCUUCAUUUCUGUUCAUAUUCUCUCUCUCUCUCUCUCUCUCUCUCUCUCUCUCUCUCUCUCUCUCUCUCUCUCUCUCUCUCUCUCUCUCUCUCUCUCUCUCUCUCUCUCUCUCUCUCUCUCUCUCUCUCUCUCUCUCUCUCUCUCCAUCUUUUUAAUUUUAUUUUGUCAUGUUAUCUCUUAUUCACACCAACCUUAUUUUCUCUGUCACUCACUCACUCACCCAUUCACUCAUUCACCCACCCACCCACCACAAACAAACAAACGUCAUCCUUCUGGCUUCUGUGUUUACUCCCAGGUGACCUUAAUUAAGAGUACCUGGCCUAACCUUACCCAACCUUCCUUUCUUAUGUGUUGCUGUUGACUGCUGCUGAAUUAGUACCUGUAUCUGCUGCCUGGUCACUGGUGUGUUGGGGGCAGGGACUGACCACUACGCCAUCUGUCACUGUAAGGGGUUUUUGCUGUUUAUUGAGUUUAGAAGAAGAGGAAAGAGAGAAGGUUUGAUGUAUGGCUAAGUUUUUUUUUUUUUUUUUUUUUUUUUUUUUUUUUUUUUUUAUGUGGCAGUUUUAUUUAUUUAUUUUUAUUUAUUUAUUUUUUUUUUGUUUUUGGGGUUUUCUUGUUUGCUGGGUUCAGAGGAAGAGGAAAGUGAGGUUUGAUGUGAUAUUGAUUGUUUUUCUUUUUUUUCAGUCUCUCUCUCUCUCUCUCUCUCUCUCUCUCUCUCUCUCUCUCUCUCUCUCUCUCUCUCUCUCUCUCUCUCUCUCUCUCUCUCUCUCUCUCUCUCUCUCUCUCUCU